ACGCGACAAAGUGAAUAUUGAAUAAAAAUAAAAAUGGAAGAUUCAACAAUCAACCAACAGACAAUAAUGAAUGCAUUGAAUGUGCUGCAGCAACAGCUGGACAGGCUGUUCAACACAGGCAGGAGACGCAGCAGCAGGAGCUGCAACACCAACUGCAGCAGAGUCUGCUGCAACAGCAGCAGUAGCCGCAACAUAAGCAGCAGCAGCUGCAACAACAACAGCAGCAGCCGCAACAACAACAGCACCCCCAACACGCAGCGCAGGAGGUGAAGCAGCAGCGCAAAAGAGGAACGGCUGCUGGCACGCGACGAUGCUCCUACUGCGGAAAAUGUCCGCGCGGCGGGAGGGGUGGCGGCAGAGACGGGGGCAGGAACGGCGGGAGGG
Molecule: messenger RNA, 384 nt
Organism: Osmia bicornis bicornis
Lineage: Eukaryota; Metazoa; Arthropoda; Insecta; Hymenoptera; Megachilidae
Product: probable basic-leucine zipper transcription factor F
Exons: 4
Coding region: 34-270 (78 amino acids)
Source: RefSeq, a predicted model, not a curated record